GAGCUUCCAGCCGCGCCCGCCUGCGCUAUUCUCAUCAUCAUCUCCUGCGGCUUCCCGAGCGCUCUGCAUGUUCACGAUUGACGACUAGACGCCCGUUACGGCGCCUUUCCGUUCGAGUCCUUCCCUUGACAUCUGUUGGUCGAGCCUUUAUGCAUACGAACCGUUUACGAUUCAUCCUUAUAUUCUCGGCGCAAGCCAGCGAUACUGGGGACGACUUUUAUCAUACCGCACCGAAGGCAUAACGAGCGAGCAUAUGACGAUCGAUAGAAGGCGCCAGUCGACGGCCUAACGAGACGAUAAUACUCCCUUGCGCGUUCUCCGCGAGACGCCUGGUGAUCGCACCGCUUCAGCCGCUUCAGCGGCAAGCUGUCCACAGACACCGGGAUCUUUGUCGCAACACAAAUGGCAGCAUUCUCUGCUGUCAAUGCCAAGCUGCCUGUGCCUGCGUCGGAGGACAGGCAGAUGGAAGAGGCAGCGACACCUUCUACUCCGAAGGCUGAGGCGAGCGCGCCCGAGCAAUUGGACCGAGAUGCGCACGACGGCGAAUCGACGCCAAACACGCCUACGAGACAUAGCUUUGGUGGGGUUUUGGGGCAAAGACCUCUACCCAACAGCGCGUUGGAAGCGCCUGAUACGCCGGGAAAGGCCGAAGGAACGACUGCCGUGAAGAGAGACGCCUCGCACCUGGAAGAUGUGGAGAUGGGUGAUGCAGACAACGGCGAGAAUGCAGAAGACGACGGAUCAGACGACGAGAGCGUAGAUGGCGAUGGACAGAGGUCAUCGAAGAAGAAAAAGGGACAACGCUUCUUCUGUACCGAGUUUCCGCCUUGUCAGCUCAGCUUCACGCGGAGUGAGCAUUUGGCUCGGCACAUACGGAAACAUACUGGGGAGCGGCCGUUUCAAUGCCACUGUUCGCGUCGAUUUUCGCGAUUGGACAAUCUGCGCCAGCACGCACAGACCGUGCAUGUGAACGAAGAGAUUCCAGCGGAGUCGCUUGCUGCCACGAGCACGAGAUUCCAGCGACAGAUCCGGACAGAUCGAGUGCGGCCAACUACUAGCCGCUCGCGCGCUUCGACACUUGGAAGCUCUGCGGGCAGCCAUCGCGGCCAUGGUCGCAAUCUUUCUACCUCUAGCAUCGGGUCGACAACCUCGAGUCUGGGUGGCGACGAUGAUUACCGCCGACGACCUCAGCCUUUGGCGAUGGCUGGAAGCGAUCUGGGUGCUCGAGCACGACUGUCGCUCGAGUCUUACAACACCGUCCAUGGAAGUGCUGGCCAGCAGCACAUCUACCAGAACCAGUCUUCGAGCGGGUAUAGCACACCUACUUCCGCAGCGUAUUCCACUGGGGCCCAGAGCCCACGCUUUCCCUCUGGCAUGACUUCGCCAGGCUCCGCCCUCUCGAGAAACUCAUACUACAACGGCGCACGGCACAGCAGAAGGUUAUCCGUUCCAUCAUCUGCAGCCCAUCCAUUCCAGGCGCCGCACCUGAGCUACCAUCAGCCGCCAUACUUCAAUGCUCCGCUUUCAGGGACGUCUACAAGCUUUUCUCCCACUAGCAGCAGCUUUGCUAGUCCAACAAGCUCAGUCUUCUCACAUGGUCGCCGCGAGUCCGAGAGUGAGAUGGAGUACCGAAGGCGGACGUGGCACCCCAGCUCCAACUCGCAGUAUGCACAGCGCCCGGCCACAAGCGGUCUGACAUAUCAUCAGACUCCUGAUGAACCUCGACCAGCGUUUACUCAACAGCAAGCAGCGAGUCAAAUGACCAGACUGCCAGGGAUCGAGAGUUUCGACCAUGCUCCGCCACCAGGAAUACGACCACCACCACCACCACUGCCUGAUGCCGCGAUGCCUGAUGCAUCGCCAAGGCCGAUGAGUUCGAGCAGGGAGCUGCAGCAAGGUUUGACCAGGCUUGAUAUCACUGCUGCCAAUGCACCCAUGGAAGGACAUUGGCAGGCACACCAGACACCGCACCCCUCGCAACUGGUGUACCAUCAACAAGGCCCACCACACACGGCUCAGUACAUCCCGCCCCCCAAACAUGUAUCGAUGCCAGAGCCACCAGUCACCCCACGCAAGGUCAAGCGUAAUGCUUGGUAUGGUGGUCCGAUCACGGCAGGCCAGGCAGUGUCUGGACCUGGUCAGCCCUAUGUGAUUCACCGCCCUUCGCCUGAGGACUCGGGGAGCAGCGAUGGAGUACCAACACCUUCCAUCUCGCAGGUCAGUGAAUACAACCCAGUGAUUGUCAAUCCCACUGGGUUGACAGAGUACCCACCACCCGGGACCGCGGUGACCACGGACGAGCACAAGGUAUACUACAACCCAAGCUCCCACGUACAACACAAGUCAGAUCGUAUCCGGACUGACUCCGGCUACCAGCAAUAUCAGCCUCAUGCAAACCAGCCUGCCCAGACCUACGCCUUACAAGCAGGUCACGACCCGCGCUUCCCACCGCAGCACUAUGCCCCACCACCGAUCAACGAAAUGUCGAAGCUAGAUGCGCUUGUUGCUGUUGCCACGAGUGAAGGCAAUCGCGCUGCGGAGCCCCGAUCCUAGGCAUCACUGCUCACGACCAUGUACGGCAAACUCACGCACACUCAUGCACACUUACGCACACUCACACACAUACACGGACCACCUACAUACUCAAUCGCUCACUCGCACUCACCGACGCACACGAAACUUCCUCAUUGGCUCGAACAAACCGCGUGGUCACCAGGUGAUGCCCUUCUAUUUCUUCUAGUACAACGACCAUAACGAAGCUACGACUCUACUCUACACUUAGCAACGCCGCACACGAAAUGUAUGAAAUGUGCGAAUGAAGCGAACGAACAAACACCAUCAUUAUCUCACGCCUUUUUGAUGGAACGAUCAUGCAUUGUGGAAGGUGGAAGGAGGGAGACCCUUCGACACGACAUCUACUGCAUGAUUAGAUAUUGGAAAGAGAUACGAAAGGAUGGAAAGAUACCCCCUUAGGAUGACCGUUUCAGAAAUUUGCAUAUAGCGUUGUGAUGGAUUUUGGACUUUUCACUCUUGAUUCUUGGGUUCUGGGAGACUCAUGUGACGACGCACAUAUGAAGACUUGCUGUUGGGCAGAGCAAAGAUGAUGGAAGAAGGCACCGCUGGACUUUUGCGUUUCUGAUAUAUUCUUAUCAUUUUGCGUUCUUGGACCGAAGAACCGUAAAUUCUCGAGCAGAUGCGAUUGGUGUUUUUCCGAUAAGUUGAUGGUUGAGAGUGACUUCGAAGACUUCGAAUGGCUGGAACCAGGCGGAGACGUAUUUAAAUGCCAUUUCAUCUCCUAUAUACAAUAUAUUCUACUGUUGAAACACUUGCC
Messenger RNA from Sphaerulina musiva SO2202, 3331 nucleotides. RefSeq lists its product as uncharacterized. The record is from RefSeq and is a predicted model, not a curated record. Gene Ontology annotation, molecular function: DNA-binding transcription factor activity, RNA polymerase II-specific; RNA polymerase II cis-regulatory region sequence-specific DNA binding. Gene Ontology annotation, biological process: regulation of transcription by RNA polymerase II. NCBI's taxonomy places the organism in Eukaryota, Fungi, Ascomycota, Dothideomycetes, Mycosphaerellales, Mycosphaerellaceae. The coding region runs from base 403 to 2553 and encodes 716 amino acids. The transcript has 2 exons.